Plasmopara halstedii is the source of this 603-nucleotide messenger RNA. RefSeq names its product CCT domain. Gene Ontology annotation, biological process: regulation of flower development. Lineage: Eukaryota; Oomycota; Peronosporomycetes; Peronosporales; Peronosporaceae. The transcript has a single exon. The record is from RefSeq and is a predicted model, not a curated record. Bases 1 to 603 code for a protein of 200 amino acids. Gene Ontology annotation, molecular function: protein binding.
AUGAAAAUGCUGGUGUCAAAAAAACGUAGUCGGAAAGUGGAGUUAUCACUACCAAUACUUCAUCAAUCAGAUGUCAAGAGCACUCGCUGGUUGAAAAGUGAUGUGGUCGAGAAGAUGCGCGGUCAGCUGUUGGAAAUUGAACCACGUUCGCUUUCACAUCUGAGUCCCCAGGAAUUGUUUCUGAGCGUAGUUUUGGAAUGGCAGGGCAUGAGUGGGGACAUAUCAGACCAUUUUGGUGGCUACACGACGAAUAGCCUUGACAACGCAGAAAAUAAGGCUGCGUCUCUCGAGCUUUCGUCGAAGAAAGCCAAUGAUGCGAUUGAGAAGAGACACACGAAUGUGAAGAACCUAUCACACAAUAUGAAACCACUGCGCGCUAAUUACAUGACAGAGCCUGUUAAAAUGAUCGGCAUUUAUACUCCUACAGCGCGUCGCGAGUUACUGCAAAAGUACAUGGUCAAGCGCGCACGCAGAUUGUCCCAGCAUAAAGUACGCUAUGGUGUGCGCAAGGAACUAGCAAAUGCGCGCCCACGCGUCAAAGGCCGCUUUAUCAAAACUCAACAGCCUCUUACGACUGCCACUGCGGAAAUACAGAAGAUAUAG